Molecule: messenger RNA, 5502 nt
Organism: Vanessa tameamea
Lineage: Eukaryota; Metazoa; Arthropoda; Insecta; Lepidoptera; Nymphalidae
Gene: fab1
Product: 1-phosphatidylinositol 3-phosphate 5-kinase
Exons: 33
Coding region: 117-5099 (1660 amino acids)
Biological process (GO): intracellular signal transduction; phosphatidylinositol phosphate biosynthetic process
Cellular component (GO): endosome membrane
Molecular function (GO): metal ion binding; 1-phosphatidylinositol-3-phosphate 5-kinase activity; ATP binding
Source: RefSeq, a predicted model, not a curated record
CAAAUCACUGUCAACGUCUAGUUGCUAAUGUCAAUGUUAUUUGCAAUUGCAAAUCGCACUAAUGUUUUGUUUAGUGUAAAUCAGCGAAGUUUUAACGCAAUAUUUUGCACUAAAAUAUGGAGAAGUAUGAUACUUCCCAGCUCACAGAGUUUCCUCGUUUCGAGUCUGAGUCGAAUCAAAGUGGCGUGACAACGUUUUUAAAUAAAUUAUGGAAAUUCCCUAUAUUUACACCCAGUGAAACUGCGGAUGGUCAAGAUAAUAAAACUCCCAGUGACGAUAAACACAGUGAACCUGGCAAAGUCAAUGACGAUAAGGAAUAUGAAGAUAUUAAAACGGAAACCGGGAAUGAUGUUGUUGAAUAUGAAGGCAGGAGCUUACCAAAUAUUUUGAAACGAAUCAGCGGCCUUGCUGCUUUAGGAUCAGGGGGUGGCACCAAAUAUGAAGACACAGAAUUAGCUCGCUACUGGAUGCCGGACGAUAUCUCGCGCGAAUGCUACGAAUGUGCGGCACGAUUUAGUGCUUUGAGAAGAAGACACCAUUGCCGUGUGUGUGGACAGAUCUUCUGUUCACGCUGUUGCAGCCAAAGAGUGCCAGGUCAAAUAUUUGGUUGUGCUGGAGGUUUAAGGGUAUGCACAUACUGCUGUAAGGUGGUGCUUACAUAUCUGAGAGAAAACGACAUGACUGGAGAUAUUUCACCAGACCUUCGUACUUUACAAGAGAGUUUACAGGUUAAAUUCCCAGACAGCAAGGCCCAACACAAGAAUCGUGAUUUCAUUUUCGCCCGAGAACAGGAGCCCUGUGAAGUGCGCAGCUCCACUAGAGAAUCUGUACAUGAUGUAUUCAGGCAACUGUACUUUGCAGUGCCGACCCAACAGCACAGAUUUCGUCUCGUACGAUACAAUAAUGUCUGGUGUGGCUGUGACAUCCUGCAGUGGGUAAUUGACAAUACUUCGCACAAAACCAGAGCCCAAGCGACAGUUUUAUGUCAGAGCCUUCUAAACAAUGGCUACAUGGAGCGCAUGACGGAACCAGCGCAGUUUGCAGACUACGGCCUCUAUCGUCCCAUACAGCUAGCACAAGAAAGCGAAGCCAAUGAUCCGCCACCGGCCGAUGCCGAGGACUGCAGCAGCAGGCUCGUUGAAAGCGUGUCUUCGUAUUGUCUCGAUCUAAAUCUUGGCAACAGUUCAGCGAGGCUGAUCAAGGCCACGAAAACAGAACAAAAAUCAACGCCAUCUAGCGAUGAUGAACAACCCAUGCUGGACCAUACUGAAACGGCGGGAGAAGGCGGCAAGGCGCCGUGCCGCGCCAUCGCGGAGUCGGGCGAGGAGCACCUGCGGCUGCUGAUGCGCCAGUGGCUGGCGCGCGACGCGCUGCCGGCGGCGUGGCUGGGCGCGCUGUACCCGCUGUGCGUGCAGGCCGCCGACCUCACCGUGCCCGAUAUGAUGAGCAAUGACAUCGACGUACGAAACUACGUGCAAGUAAAGAAAGUCCCCGGCGGUAACAUGACGGAUAGCUGCGUCAUACCCGGAGUCGUCAUGACCAAGAACGUUGCCCAUAGGGGGAUGCCUAAGCAGAUUUCGAAUCCGACAGUGCUGCUUCUAGAUUGUUCCAUAGCGUACCAGAGAGUGGAAGGAAAGCUCACCUCCCUGGAACCACUUCUAAUGCAGGAGCACGAGUACCUGUCGCGCUGCGCGGCGCGCGUGGCGGCGCUGCGGCCCGACGUGGUGCUGGUGCGCGGCGGCGCGGCGCGCGCGGUGCAGGACGCGCUGCGCGCGCGCGGCGUGGCGCUGGCCACGGCCGUGCGCGAGCGCGCGCUGGCCCGCGCCGCGCGCUGCGCCCGCGCCGACCGCGUCGCCUCCAUCGACGCGCGCAUCGGCGCGCCGCGCCUCGGCUCCUGCCGCAACUUCUACGUGCGCAACUUUUCCAGCAAGACGCUCAUGGUUCUCGAGGGCUGCGCGGAACCUCAGCUAGGAUGCUGCAUCCUACUCAGAGGCGGAUCCUUGCAGGAGUUAAUUCGCGUAAAGAGAAUCGUCAAAUUCAUGUUGCUGGCUUGUUACAACUGGAAAUUGGAAAAGGCGUUUUGGGGUGACAUAGAGGCCGUGUUGCCCGAGCCGGGAACUUUUAUCGACGACGAAACGCCCAACGAGCUCACGGAUGACGCAGACGAAACUUUAAAAAAAGACUUGAUCCCUAAAGACGAUAAGGAUGACAGCAAGUCGAGUAACGAUACAUCGGAGACGGACGAUAAUAUCUUCGGAAAUACUCAAGCUGAAUCCCUCACUGAAGUAAAAACUAAUGAAAAUGUAACUGAAUCGUCCAAUAACGAAACUGAAUCUCAUGAAAAGUCUGAUAAUGUAACAGAAACGAAUUACGAAAACGAACCAAAUGAUGACGAAUCGAAUAAAGAAUCGGAAAUAGAUGACCCGUUGCAAAGAUCUAAACAGUUCGCGCGUAAAACGGAUAGCGAUAAGAAUCUAAGCUGCGGUGUUCCGAUCAGAGAUUUCAGCGAUCCCCUUCAGUCUAGGAUGUCUAUAGAUGAUGAUGUUUUUCUGCCGAAGGAAGAGGCAAAGUUGAAAGCGGACACGCAUAGCGAAAGAUGGUGCACGGACGACGUGGUGCUGUCCAUGUCCCCCAACAUCGUGAUCCCGGCGCCCACGCUGCGCCUGCUGCCCGCGCGCGCGCCGCCCGCCGCGCCCGCGCCCCGCGCGCCCGCGCCCGCCCCGCGCGCCCGCCCCCGCGCCCCGCCGGCGAACCAUCCCUUCAUCGACCGACCAAUAACAGCGCCUGCAGACGACCCCGCGCUGAGAGCAUCCCUCGCGCACUUCCGGGCCACGGGCUGUCGGGUGGCGGCCGAUACCCAUAAACCGGGAUGCCCCAGAUACAAUCCGUCCGUGGUGAAGAAGAUAGAAGCGGUAGAGUCGAGCAAGCCUACCGAGCCAGAGCCACUGGAUCCGCUGUCCCCUGAGAACCACCAGCGCCUGAGCCUGCUGCUGUACAGUUACAGUAGCAAGUCGCCCAACGUGCCCGACUUCUGCGUUAAUCCCUGGAUUGUGACGAUGGAAAUGUACGGCCGGAAUGACAUAUCGCUGGGCGCUUUCUUGGAGAAGUACUGCUUCAACGGUGACCACAAGUGCCCUUCGGCUAAUUGUCACAUACCGAUGAACCAGCACGUCAGGAAAUUUGUGCACGAGGACGUCUGUAUAACGAUAACUUGUAACACGAUCGGACACAGCAACGUAGAUAAAGCUAAGGAGGAACAGAGUAAGCACGUGACGUUCUGGUCGCGCUGCUCGCGCUGCGGCGGCGCGUCGCGCGGCGCGCGGCUGUCGCGCGCGGCGCUGCGCGUGUCGCUGGCGCAGUACGUGCGCACGCGCCUGGCCGCGCCGCGGUACGCGCGCUCGCUGUGCGCGCACCCGCUGCGCGCGCACUCGCACGCCUUCGUCAGCCGCCUCACCACCGCCUGCUUCCGGUACGACAAGAUCUCGACGUACGAGGUGCAGCUGCCGCCGGAAGUGAUCGCCAUCAACUACGACACGAGGCAGAUGCGGGAAGCGCUCAUCGCCCAGCUCAACGAUCUCAUGCUCCGAGGUCACGAGACGUUCAGCAACGCGACGGACCCCGAGAGCGAGAAAGCGUACGCAUCGUUCAAGCUGCACAUGGAGCAAGUACAUCUCGCACUCACCACACACGAGCACACCUCGCUGGCAGAGCGCGUGCGCAAGCUGUGGGGCGUGCAGGACUGCGUGGUGUCGGCCGAGAAGAUGCUGCGGGACGCGCACCGCCCGCGGGCCGCCGACCUAGUGGAAGAGAAACCGGAUUUAGAGGAAACGACAGAAACUUCUAGCAACGAUGUUGCAGAAAAUCUACUAAAAGAUUCGGAUAAGGAACAUGCCGGUACCGAGGAAGACGAAGAACGGGGAGAUAAAAAGACCGUCAAACAAAUACUGUCGCAGCUUCUCUCCAACAAUCAUCCAUCCAAUCAGGAGGGCAUCAUCGUGUCGAGCGGGCUGGUGGUGGUGUCGGUGCGCGCGGGCGACGUGGGCUCCGUCAUCGCCGCCGCGCUCGCCUCGCCCACCUACCAGCGCUCGCUGCAGCACAGAAGUCAAAGCGACUGCGACGAUGGUGAGAACUCAACUGGCAAAGAGAAAGGCGAAGCAGACAAGACUAAAGCGAAAGCGAACGAGCACAUCGAAGUCUUACUGAAGGAUGGUCUUCUCUGUCGGGUGUACUACGCGUCCCAGUUCCAUAAGUUGAGGCACAUGUUGCUGGCGCCCCUCGAUUACAACGAGGAGAAUAAACAGUACUGGGAGGAGGGGAAGUGCUGUGAGGACCUCAAAGACAAGGACAAUAAAGGAUUAUGUGAAAUCGAAGAAGGGUUCAUAAGGUCGCUCGCACACUGCGUGCCGUGGGCGGCCAGAGGCGGCAAAUCGGGGUCUACGUUUAACAAAACUAAAGAUGACCGAUACGUCCUGAAGGAGAUGACCAAGCCGGAGUGGCAGCAGUUUCUCGAAUUCGCGCCGCACUACUUCAACUACGUGACCAACUGUCGCCAGAAAAAGUUGCCAAGCUUACUCGCGCGCAUCCUGGGCGUGUUCAGCGUGGGCGGCGCCGGCAGCGGCGUGCUGGUGACGGAGCACGUGUGGUACGGGCACCCCGUGGCGCAGCGCUUCGACCUCAAGGGCGCCGCCCGCCCGCGCAUGCCCGCCGCGCACCAGCCCGCCGCCACCGCCGUGCUGCUGGACGACCACCUGCUGCGCAUGCGCUGGGACCAGCAGCUGUUCGUGGGCGGGCUGGGCGCGCGUGCGCUGUGGGCGGGCGUGGAGCGCGACACGCGCUUCCUGGCGGCCCACGGCGUCAUGGACUACUCGCUGCUGCUGGGCCUGCACGGGCGCACGCUGGUGCUGGGCGUCAUCGAUUACAUCCGCACGUUCACGUGGGAUAAGAAACUGGAACAUCUCGUGAAGAAGAACCUGGGAUCCGGUCAGCCUACCGUAGUCUCGCCAGAGCAGUAUCGGCGCCGGUUCUGCACAGCGUGUCGCAAGUACUUCCUGCACUGUCCGGCGCACUGGGAGCCGCUCUAUGCGCCCGACCGCAUCUAGGAGACUGCCGUCACUUCGAUCAGCUAGAUCUACUUAUGUUCAACUAAAAGAGAAUAUAAUUAUAUCGUAAAUUUCGUUAGAUUUAUUGAAAUCUCUAUUUAAUCGGAAGGCCGAUAUUUGGAUUUCAAUAUUUCAUAAUCGUCGUUCUGUAAUGCUGGGACCACACUAAAGUUUAAUUAUUGAGUUACCGUUAGUUAUCCCUUUAUUAGUGUAGAAACUUAACGUGCUACUUUUGUAAUGUAAUCAGAAGUAAUUAUUCGUAAUUUAAUUACUUAAGUGGUCACAGUGAUCAAGACGCGCGUGCAUGAUUAGAAAUUUACCUUAGUGUGGGGUAACGCUUAUGUUACUACUAUGACUUCACAGUGGUCCCAACAUAAGAAAUAAUAGCAUAAUUCAUUUUUAA